AUGAUCUCCAAAAAUAAUUCGAAAUUAAAAGAUCAUUUUUUUGAACUCAAUAGUAAUUAAAGAGUUGAUUUACUAUUUCGAUUAUACAAUUUGUUAAAAAUCGUUUCCUUUAUAUUCAUUAUUUAUUAAUAUAUUUUUAACAUAAUUAUCAAUUAACAAAAUGGUUAUUUGAGUUGGAAUAUGUGGAGAGAGUAAUCCUGGGAAUAAAAUUUAAAAUUUAAUAAUUUAAUAUUGUUGUAGAUAAUUAAAUUAAAAUAGGAUUAUAAAUAGGAGAUGAAGAUAUUCCAAUUAGAAAUUAAUAUAGAGUUGAGGAAAUAUCAAAUUAAAUUCAAUAUACAUAAUGUAUAUGUAAAAUCAAAGAGACAUUCUUUCAAAUUGAUUAAAUCAAAAUCGAAAUAAAAUAGGAGUCAUUCUAAAAAAAUUUGAUUUUUGUUACUUUUGAUUCAGGGCCAUUUUUAUUUGAGAGUGAUAGAAUGUUAACGAUAUAGUUUGGAGAAAUAAGUUUGGCCAAAUCAAUCAGAUUACAAAGGAGAAUGGAUUAAUAACAAGGCUUGUUGAAAAGGGAAAUUAUUUCAUGCUGUUGGGAAUAUUUAUUUAGGUGAA
This is a messenger RNA of Paramecium primaurelia, 603 nucleotides long. The record is from the annotation of a GenBank genome assembly. NCBI's taxonomy places the organism in Eukaryota, Ciliophora, Oligohymenophorea, Peniculida, Parameciidae.